Messenger RNA from Ochotona curzoniae (black-lipped pika), 2188 nucleotides. It is a transcript of the gene RORB, whose product is annotated as RAR related orphan receptor B. Lineage: Eukaryota; Metazoa; Chordata; Mammalia; Lagomorpha; Ochotonidae. The coding region runs from base 50 to 1459 and encodes 469 amino acids. Gene Ontology annotation, cellular component: nucleus. The transcript is spliced from 10 exons. Gene Ontology annotation, molecular function: nuclear receptor activity; zinc ion binding; RNA polymerase II cis-regulatory region sequence-specific DNA binding. The record is from RefSeq and is a predicted model, not a curated record. Gene Ontology annotation, biological process: regulation of transcription by RNA polymerase II.
AGUGAAAAGUCUAGUAUUUUUCACUUAGACUUUUAAUUGCUACAGUAAGAUGUGUGAGAACCAGCUCAAACCUAAAGCUGACGCCUCUGCACAAAUUGAAGUGAUACCAUGCAAAAUUUGUGGCGAUAAGUCCUCCGGAAUCCACUACGGAGUCAUCACAUGUGAAGGUUGCAAGGGAUUCUUCAGGAGAAGCCAGCAGAAUAAUGCCUCUUAUUCCUGCCCAAGGCAGAGAAACUGCUUAAUUGACAGAACCAACAGAAACCGUUGCCAACACUGCCGGCUGCAGAAGUGUCUUGCCCUAGGAAUGUCAAGAGAUGCUGUGAAGUUCGGGAGGAUGUCCAAGAAGCAACGGGACAGCCUGUACGCGGAGGUGCAGAAGCACCAGCAGCGGCUGCAGGAGCAGCGGCAGCAGAGCGGGGAGGCGGAGGCCCUGGCCAGGGUGUACGGCAGCAGCAUCAGCAAUGGCCUGGGGAGCCUCAACAGCGAGACCAGCGGCACCUAUGCCAACGGGCACGUCAUCGACCUGCCCAAGUCCGAGGGGUACUACACCGUCGACUCCGGCCAGCCGUCCCCUGAUCAGUCAGGACUUGACAUGACUGGAAUCAAACAGAUAAAGCAAGAACCUAUUUAUGACGUCACUUCCGUCCCCAACUUGUUUACCUAUAGCUCUUUCAACAAUGGACAGUUAGCACCAGGGAUAACCAUGACUGAAAUUGAUCGAAUUGCACAGAACAUCAUCAAGUCCCACUUGGAGACAUGUCAGUACACCAUGGAAGAGCUGCACCAGCUGGCAUGGCAGACUCACAGCUAUGAAGAAAUUAAAGCGUAUCAAAGCAAGUCCAGGGAAGCUCUGUGGCAGCAAUGCGCCAUCCAGAUCACUCAUGCCAUCCAGUACGUGGUAGAGUUUGCAAAGCGGAUAACAGGUUUCAUGGAGCUCUGUCAAAACGAUCAAAUUCUGCUUCUGAAGUCAGGUUGCUUGGAAGUGGUUUUGGUGAGAAUGUGUCGUGCCUUCAACCCACUAAACAACACUGUUCUGUUUGAAGGGAAAUACGGAGGAAUGCAGAUGUUCAAGGCCUUAGGUUCUGAUGACCUUGUGAAUGAAGCAUUUGACUUUGCGAAGAAUCUGUGUUCCUUGCAGCUGACUGAGGAGGAAAUUGCUUUGUUCUCAUCUGCUGUUCUAAUAUCUCCAGACCGAGCCUGGCUGAUAGAACCACGGAAGGUCCAGAAGCUUCAGGAAAAAAUUUAUUUUGCACUUCAGCAUGUGAUUCAAAAGAAUCACUUGGAUGAUGAAACGUUGGCAAAGUUAAUAGCCAAGAUACCAACCAUCACCGCAGUGUGCAAUUUGCACGGGGAGAAGCUUCAGGUAUUUAAGCAAUCUCAUCCAGACAUAGUGAAUACACUGUUUCCUCCGUUGUACAAGGAGCUCUUUAAUCCUGACUGUGCCACCGUCUGCAAAUGAAGGAGAUGAGAAACUGUCUCACAGUCAUGGAACACACCACCGUUAAGACCCAAGCAAUGUGUUCUCGGAGACUUACGGAAAAUGUCACUACUGCAACAUUAGGAAUGUCCUGCACUUAAUAGAAUUAUUUUUCACCGCUACAGUUUGAAGAAUGUAAAUAUGCACCUGAGUGGGGGCUCUUUUAUUUGUUUGUUUGUUUUUGAAAUGACCAUAAAUAUACAAAAUAGAGGACACUGGGUGUUACCUUUUUUUUUCUUAAUUUUAUUCGGGUAUGUUUUGGGAGACAACUGUUUAUAGAAUUUUAUUGUAGAUAUAUAUGAGAACAGAGCGGUACUUUACAUGAUUACUUUUCCUGUUGAUUAUUGAAAUAUAAUUUAAGAAAAUUCCACUUCCUAGGCGUACCUACUUCUAUGUCUUUAGGUAGUUGAUGCAUGUAUAGAUGUGUAACUGUGUUGGAAAGUACUGUGCAUGUAUGUAAUAAGUAUAUAAUAUGUGAAAAUAUUAUAUAUGACUAUUACUUACACAUGCACUGUGGCUUAAAAUAUCAUCCCUUCUAGCAGUGGAGGUUCAGUCAGGCUCUCUUCCAUAAUUUACCUUAUGUGUUGAAUGUUACCUUUAUGUUAGACAAUCAGGAUUUUGUUUUCCUAGCCAAGCAUAUUUUUACUGCUAAUCAAAGGCAGGAGGUACCGAUUCAGAAAUCCAUCUAUAAAGAACACAACCUCUGGGAGA